AGAUACGUUGCAACGUGCAACCACAACGAAAUCUCUCUUGCUGCCUGUCUUGCAAGUAUGCAACGAAUCACUAGUACUAUAUCCAUUAGGUGGAAAUGUCUAAAAUGAAAGUGAAUUGUUCGACUAACCAUUAUACUAAGGCUGAAGACGACGGAUACCACGAAAUAGGCGGGCAAGAGUCAGCAGCCUUUGACGAAGAGCGAGAAUUUGGUGACUAUGAUGCUGGGACUGGACGCAGGCAGGAUUCGUACAAGUGCAAAUUGCGAUGCCGGAACCGCUAGUGGUUUCGAAUAUAACCCCGAAGAGUCAGCAAACAGUGCUGAACAAGGCGAAUACGACGAUGUUGUAGCACCAGAAGAUGACGAUGAAAGGUUCGGAGAGGCUCAUCCGGAAGAAUUGGAUGGAAGUAUGCACGCGAGCGAAUACCUUGCCGAUCCUCCUGAAGCUCCCGUAGCUGUGGAUGAGACAUGUGCGAUACUUUCUGGGUCGGAUGAGUAGUCGUGAAAAGAGGAACGGCCCAAUAGUAAUGUUUUGACGAAGGUUAGAGGACAGCACGCCACGCACAGCGGGACGGCAAAGGAUAGUCUAUGUACAUCACGGAAACUAAGCACAUGCUAAACGACUGUCUAUCUCAUUAGUACGAUACUGAGAACCAGAAGACUGAGACGUUCAGAUUC
Somion occarium is the source of this 677-nucleotide messenger RNA. NCBI's taxonomy places the organism in Eukaryota, Fungi, Basidiomycota, Agaricomycetes, Polyporales, Cerrenaceae. The record is from the annotation of a GenBank genome assembly.